Gigantopelta aegis is the source of this 7010-nucleotide messenger RNA. RefSeq lists its product as uncharacterized. The coding region runs from base 448 to 5262 and encodes 1604 amino acids. The transcript has 3 exons. The record is from RefSeq and is a predicted model, not a curated record. Lineage: Eukaryota; Metazoa; Mollusca; Gastropoda; Neomphalida; Peltospiridae.
UCAUUUUUGAAAUCAUCUUUUGAAAAGCAUGAAUCGGGUGUGAGUGGACAAAACAUUAUAAUUUGUACACAUACUAACAUACAUGAAAAUGUGAAAAACUGUAUUCAGUCAGAAUGUCAAGUUGAACACUUGUCUACCUUCAAGUCUGAAAAGGAGCUGUCAUCACGACUUGAAACAUUCUGGUUUGACAGCCAUAUAAAGCUGUUGGUAAUUCAAAGUCUACCAAGUGUUGAUGAAAAACAUCUGCUGCAUCUAAAAGCCACAGUAGAAAGACAGAGGAGUGAAUUUUUAAAUUCAGAUGUAGAAUUUUCGUGUGAGAAAAAUGUUAUCAUUAUUCUUCAUCUUGAAAGAACCGAUGAUGAAAGAUCAUGUUUUAUUACUUUCCUUAGUGGAUGGAAACUAAUAGUCAUUGACAAUUUGGUGCAGAGAGAACUUACACUGGUAGACAUGCAUGAAAAGUCUAUUAUUGAUAUAAUAAAGAUGAAAGGGUCACUUCAAGAUGCAAUAAGAAGGCUUAUGUUUUGGGCUUUCACUUGCAUACAGUACAGCAGGAGUUUGCGAACAUUAGAUAACUUGUCUGAGAUAAUUAAAGCAAUUCAAGAAACAGAGCCCAUCAUGUCUUGCAUUGAAAAGAUCAUUUGGCAUUGGCUUGAAAAUAAUAAAAAAUUACAUGAUGGAAAGAUGUGGCAGGUUGACGUCGCUUGUGACAGACGUAAACUUCUGGCCUAUUCUACGUUCCUUGAUGUUCUGGAUGAAGUGGUAGUCAGUUACAUAAAGCACCCACUAGCUGCCAUUGUGUUUAAAGUUGAAACCUGUAAUGCUUGGAAUAGCUGCAGUUGGCAAGUGAAUGAUCAGCCAUGUUAUCAGAAAAUGAAUGUGUGGAUGCAUCAUCUGGCCAAUGAAGAUGUUGUUGACAUAUCCAAAGAACCUCCUCCAUCUGGUCCAGAAUGCUUUUAUGGACCCAACAUUUUGCUGGAUUUAAAACACCCUUUCAGCAAAGUAUUUUUGCAUCAAAUUGAAGAAAAAGUACAAAAGCAAUGUACAAAAGAGUGCUCAUUAAUCAUGACUGAAAAAGGAACAGAUUUCGUACCAAAACAAGAACUGAAUGCAAUAUUUGUUAAAUAUUUGGAUCCAAUAAAACAAUCAGCAUCUGCCAUGUUUCAACAUAAAUAUGACAAUCAAAAGGAUGAUUACUUUGAUGAUUUUUGUGCACUGCUGUGUUCCAGACGUACUGUGGUAUUAGACAUUACAAAAAAAGUUGAUAUGCUCAAAAACAUUCUAACCUCUUUGAUAUCACUGUCAGAUGAAUCUUUUCCAAUGUUUGUUACUAAGUUGCAUGUAACUUGGUGGCUCAAUGAACCAAAAUUGCAUGCUGUACAACAUCUUGUUGAUGCCUGUAUGCAGGUACAGUUUGGUGAACCAGACGGAUAUUAUCAUGAAUUUACAAGACUAAUUGGUUCAAAUGAAAGACUAGAUGGAUCAACUGAAGAACAAGAAAGCAAUUUGGAUGAAUCAGAAGAACAAUUACCAAGUGAAACUUCUGAGACUGAUGAAGAUGAGAGUUGUUUUGAAAUAACCACAUGGAGCAGAAUUACAGAGCAUGUUUGCCAGAGGCUUCUGCAGUCUUCUACUGAACUAAAGGACAAGGACAAUUGCAAUACAUGGCAAAGGAACACAAGCAUGGUACUCACCCAUGCUGAUGACGUGUCAGUACUGCCACAUGUGUCACACUCUUUGUCACUAUGCAACCAUUUUUCUACUAUGAUUGUUGUCUUUGGUGGCAUCUCGGAACAAUAUGUUGUACAACUUGGUGAACAGCUAACCAAGAAUACGCUAAAUUCAAAGGAGAUGUUUGAUUUCAUAUUGAGAUUUCUAAAGGAGUUGAACUCAGAAGCUGGGGUUCCUUUUGAACAUGUAUUGCAGUUUUAUUCUUGUUAUGUAUGUUGCUGUAUGGCAGCCAGUCCUGACACCCCAAUAAUGGAAUGGGUCCUGGAUGAGACAGUCAGCAUAGAACUAUUGAAAGAAGGUGACUUUUAUUUAUUUGGACCUGCUUUACAUUUAGCAACUGCAAGUAACCUAGGUUUGGAUCAUGGUCCAAUAAAUCUAUUUGACAUCAUAACGGAUCAGAGGACCAUACAACAUCCUACUUUCUUCCAGAAAUUAGAUGAAAUUUUAAAAGGUCAGUUGGGAGAAUCAUCAUUUCCAUGCGUUUGUGUUGACAUGUUUCAACACUUUAUUGUUGAUAAUGAAAUCAAAGAGGAAACAUUCAUUUCUUGUUGGAACAAGUACAUUUCUUCAAACAUGUCCCUUGCUCAUAUAAUUGCAGUUGCAUAUAUUAAAUACCAUCUUGAGCGCUUUUCCAAAUUGGAGUCACAAAACAUAUUAAUUGAAAAGUUUUCGAAGGAAGAACAAAAUGAGAAAAAACUGUAUGGUCUUCAGCGACAUUUUAUUGAAUGUGCUGUGGCAGGUAAUGGCAUCAUUACUUUAAACCAUUUAUGUAAACGGUACAGGUUUUUGGAAGAUAAAAAUCAACAACUAUUGAUUAGUACUUUUGAUCUCAACCCACUAAAACCUUUUCAACUAGAUCAAGAAAACACUAUCAAAGAUGCAUUUAAAACAUUCCCCAAUGAUGAAAAAAGUUUGACAAUGAUCAUCAGUGCCUCUGAAAAUGGUGGAUCUGUACAGCUUGCAUUGUUUUCAUUUGCACUUGAGAAUUUUUUCUUAUCCAGAUUGAUGCAUCCAUUAUCAGAAAAGAGCAAACGCAAUUCAUCCUGUAUUUGCAGAGCAGCAGAAGCAUCAAAGAUGUCAAAAAGUGCUUUAAAAUUAUUACGUUGUCUUUGUUGUCAGGAAGAUUUUAAUUCCUCUCUGGUUGUGAACUUAUCUGAAGAAACUCGUGAAAAGGAAUUUCAGAUAACUUCUUUUCUGAUUCAUGUUAUGUGCUGCUGCUUGGUAAAUCAUCAAGACCACAAACCAUUAAUAUGGUGCAUAUGUAUGCUAAAUACUUCUGAUGUUGCUAAAUUUUAUUUAUCUGCAGUGACCAAGACUGAUGAUACCAAGCAAGGAUUUUUCCCUUCAUUGACAGAUGUAAAAGAAGUCCAGUUUUCAGAGUGUGAUUGCAAUUUUAGAUCUGCAACUUUGGAUAAUGGCUCGGAUGGAGACAUGUGUACAGUAUGCUCCCAAAGAAUUAAAAGUGACAAAAUGGCACAGAAACAUCUUUCUCUUAUGCAGGAAGAUAAGCCCAUGUACAAAGGUUAUAUUCCUUGUGAACCCAGCAAUGAUAUGAUGACAACUGCUCGGUCAUUAUCUCCAGUGGCUUUUAGGUUUUUUCACCUUUUGAUGCAUGCAUGCUUUGCUGGAUCUUUAGCACUUGGAGUCCUUGAAGAGCAAGAACUUGCAGAACAUCUUAACCUUGAAAAGGAUGUUGAUGUGCAAGACUUUCUGAAAAAGCACAUCACUACACACUGGGAGGUGUUGAGACAGUUGACAGCAUGUGGAAAUGCUCAACUUGGUAAAUUUCUUCAUAUGUUAUUACAUGAAAUGGAAUUUUUACUAUUCCAUGAACAAACUUUAUUUGAAACUGCAAAGAACAGACAGUUCUAUGAAGACAGUAUCUGCAAAAAGAUUGAUGAAAUUACUGAACGUCGAUUUUCAGCCUUUCAAGACGUAACAAGAAAAUGCACAGAUGAGCCAGAGAGUUUUGAUAGUAUUUUGUAUGAAGUCAACUUGGACGAAGGCAGAUGCCCGCUGUUUUUAAGGCAUACAUUACCACCUAGUGUUGAAAACAUGAAGUCCGAGUUCAUGAUCAAUAAGAUGGAUAAGAAGUAUCCAUUUUUAGCUCUUGUAUUUGCAAAAGAAAAGCAGUUGGCAUUACUUGGGUGUUUAUUGCCACUUGUAAAGUGGAAUUUGUUUUGUUUUGAAAAGAUUAGCUACAAAUGGACAAGAAAUGAAUUGAAACAGACAUUUCUCUCAGAAUUCAUCGACAGAGAUGAUCAGAAAGAGCAUUUUCACGAGUUGUUUAAAAACUUCAGGGAUUCAUGGAACAAGCUGCUUUCAAAUGAAAAGCUUCUUAAAAAGUACAACAAAAAUCUUGGCAGAAUUCCCCAACUAGUCAUGACUAAUAUUGUGGAAGACUGUAUCAUUAUUAACAGCAGUUCAACUAUUUAUCAGAUCCUUAUUGCCCUGAAGAAUAUUCAAAACGAAUUUCUCGAGGAUGCUUCAAUCAUAAGUCUCACUUUAGAAUCUCCUUCCUUGAGCUUUGUGAAGAAGACCGACAAAUCAGCAUACUUAUCUGUACUGCCCAUUGAAGAGGUAACUGACAAAGAAAUUGUGCACCUGAAUAUGGACCUGUCUAAACAAAGACUUAAUGAAACAUUUCUCAAAUUUUCGCAGUGUUGUACAGGUUAUGGUCAUGGCAGAAUCCACAAUUAUGACUUUUACUUCAUAGAGCGUCAGUUUGCAGAUCACAUAUUGGUGAAAAAGCCAUGUUUGGAAGUCACAACUAGCUUUCCGGUGAUUGUGUUUUUAGGGGAUUGUCUUUACAGAUCUGUCACUCCAUUUGAAGAUAUUGAAGCAUUUGUAGAGCAGCAUGAAAUAACAACAGACAUCAAAAAGAAAGUUUUGAAUCUCAAGUGUCAAAGUCACACCUACCUGAGAAUUAUUCUUGAAUACCUAGAGAUCAUAUUUACUUUAAUGAAAAAGUCAGAACUACCAAAGAAUAAAACUGACUAUCAUGCACAGUACUAUAUUACACAGUGGCCUAUUUAUUUUCUACAAAAGUCACCUCAUGUAGAAGGUUUGCUGAAUCCUAUAAAACUCUGCUUUUUGACAUCAUUGUUUGAGUAUGUCGAGAGUCUUGAGGCAGACACAGCCAUUGGCUUCCUGGGGGACAAAUUCACCACCCCUCUGAAUGAGGAGCUGGAGAUAAAUCUUAGAAGUCUGACAGAAAAAAAUACACUUGACUUACUUGAAAGACUGUUGGCAGCUCUAAAACGGUUUGCAUACCAGUAUAUUAAUGUCCCUGAUGUUUUCGCUGGUGACCAGCUUGGUCCCAAAAUACUACAGAAUGCUGUACUCUGGCCUCGUGAUACACAAAGAUUGUUUCCAGAGGGACCAACGCAGUUGGACAUUCACCCAAACCUGUGUGUGGAGCAUAUUAAGUCUACAGUACAGUUUUUGCAUCGGUAUAUUGAGAAGAAAAAAGGUCGAUUUGAGCCAGAAGGCGAGGUGAUCAAGCCGAAAAAAACAGCGCUCCUUUUGGGUUAAGAAACUGCAGUGAGCCAACACAAGUAGGAUGUUGGAGGUGAAUGUCUUUAUGCUGAAUUAAUGAAGACUUGUCAACGCAGUUCCUAUUUCCGUAUAGAAGAAGUAUAAAUUAUGAAGUGAACUAAAUACAUGUUUAAAUCAAAAUGUUUGUAAAUAUUUCUUUCUGCAUCAGGUAUAUACCAUGUACAUAGGUUAUGAUUAUACUUAUUGAUCCAACCAUUCUUUGUACCAGACUUUUUAUGAUGUGUGUUAUACUACCCACCGGUGACAACUGAAACUUGAUUUUAUUUGGAUCUACCAUGUUCAUAAAUAUAUUCACUGAUGGGUUUUUUGUUCGUACUACAAUUUACCAUGUUUUCUAUGACUUGAUUUGACUCGGAAGCCUCUAUUCUCUAAAUAUAUUUUAUUUUCAGUUCAAACUGAAACUGAAUGUGUAGUAAGCACCAUUAAAUGAAAAUAUGUUCUCUGAGGAAAUUUUAUACUUAAUGUAUUUAACAUACUGCUUUUGUAAAUAGUUGAUGUUACAUCAUCAUACUUAAACUGAAUUUUAAACCUUCUGUAAAUAAGUAAAAUUCAUUUCAUAGUGAAAUUUGAUUUGUCUCAGAAGUGUGGUAUGUUAUUGAUAAUUAAAUACAUACAGAUGUUAUGCUCAUUUGUUACUAAAACAGAAAUUUGUUUUAAAUAUGUUUUAUACAUGAUGAUGCCUUUAUAAUAAUAUGUUUUUGUUGACAAUUAAAGUCGGGUUAUGUUCAGUUGAUACUUAAACUGAAUUUUGUCUCCGAUAAGUUGCAUAGAUGCCUCUGUGAUAAAUUGUGUUUUUAUUGAUAAUUAAAUAGGGGUUAAGUUCAUUUGAUACUAAAACUAAAUUUUGUCUUGGAUAUGUUUAGUAGAUAACCUUUUUGAGAACAUGUGUGUGUGUUGAUUAUGAAGCUUGGUUUGACUGAAGAUAUAAUUUAUAUCAAUCAGUAUUGUAUUCACAUAUAGACAGUACUGGGUUAUUACUGAAACAGACAUAAAAUUCAAGUUCUUAGUUCAAAAUAGAAUUUUUUUGAACAAAACUAAUGACUUGAUGAAAUGUUCCCAAGUGAUGUUGAUUUUGUCACAGAAACUGGAUUUUACUACUCUGAAGCUGCUAUCCUGUAAAUAGGUGUUAAUUUCAUUAUAUAUUGAAACUAAACAUGUUUUCAGAGACAUUGUUAUGUGGAUUUUACUUUGAAACUUCUACUUUGUAAAUGUUAUGUUCACUUCAUUAAAAAAAAUUAAUACCAUAUUGUGAACAUAUGCUAUAUAUAUAUACACACACACACACACAAAACUGUAUAUUUAAAUAUCCUGUAAAUAGGUGUUAAUUUCAUUAUAUAUUGAAAUUAAAAAUGUUUUCAGAGACAUUGUUAUGUAAACUGAUGUGGAUUUUACUUUGAAACUUCUACUUUGUAAAUAGAUGUUAUGUUCAAUUCAUAUAAAUACCAAAUUGUGAACAUAUGCUAUAUAUAUAUAUAUAGAUAGAUAUUUUAAUAUCCUGUAAAUAGGUGUUAUUUGAUUAUAUAUUGAAACUAAACAUGUUUUCCGAGACAUUAAUUGCUAUGUAAACUGAUGUGGAGUUUACGUUGAAGCUUCUGCUUUGUAAAUAGAUGUUAUGUUCAGUUCAUUAAAAAAAAAAUUAAUACCAAAUUGUGAACAUACAUGUAUGCUAUAUAUAUAUAUAUAUAUUUUAUUAUUUUUAUUUUUUUAAAUAUCCUGUAAAUAGG